Molecule: messenger RNA, 3478 nt
Organism: Periconia digitata
Lineage: Eukaryota; Fungi; Ascomycota; Dothideomycetes; Pleosporales; Periconiaceae
Source: the annotation of a GenBank genome assembly
UAUGGCCAUCACUCAGCUUACCAAAGACCAGCAUCAGUUUGGGGAGACAGAUUCUCUGAGUGCCGACAUAGUCGCAAUCCAUGGCAUUCUGGAAGACGGCCUACAAACGUGGACGGAGCAGAAAUCGAACAUUCUGUGGCUCAGAGACCUGAUACCACACGACCUUCCCCGCGUUCGGGUUCUAUCUUACCGGUACAAAGCGGCAGCAUUGACGUCUCCAGGAGAGGGAACAACUGAUCGCAUACUCGCUCAAGCACAGACGCUCGUCGCCGAACUGACUGCGAACCGCCAACUGGAUAACGCCUCGACCCGGCCCAUCAUCUUCGUAUGUCAUGGUAUUGGAGGCCUUCUAGUCAAGAGAGCACUUGUGCAUUCCAACUCGAAGCGAAGUAAGGCUCUUCAGCACCUCCGAUCCAUCUACACGUCGACUUAUGGAAUCUUAUUCCUCGGAACGCCGCAUCUUGGCAUUAGAAAGGAAACGGUCUUGCAGUCCCAAGAUGGUAACAGCCCGGGACCGAGCCAAUUCGCUAUCAAUUUGAUCAAAGGUUCUGAAAUGCUUAAUGAGAUCACAGACCUAUUUGCACCCGUCGCAAGUCGAUUCGCGAUAUAUAACUUUUGGGAAGAUCCGGAAACCUCUUCGAGUAGCCACGAAGCAUACAUAGUCGACCAAGAGUCCUCUGCGCCUACAUGGAGCGAUGUCGAAAAGUGCGGGAUCCCAGGGACUCACUCGUCAAUGGUAAAGUUCGGAAGUCGUCUAGACACAGGAUACCGUGUUAUCCUAGAAGCCAUCUCACGUUACGUUCGAUAUGCACCAGCAUUGAUAGCAUCAAGAUGGAUGGACGAACACAAGUCAACAAUGAAGGACCGCCAAAGAGAAGCAAAAGAAUUGCUACGACCUGACUCUACGUUGAACCUCUUCGAAGAUUCUUUGGUUCGCAAUAUAAACGAGUGGUAUAUGGUCCCUCGUAAUCCUAGUAUCAAUUUCACUGGACGCCAAAAACAUGCCGAGAGGGUUAAAUACAUGCUAGGGGAAACUUAUAAACCGUCUGAUGGAAAAAGAAGUAAAAUCCUGGUUCUUUUCGGAUUAGGAGGCUCCGGAAAAACCCAGUUUUGUCUCAAAUAUAUCGAAGAUAAUAGGAACUCAUAUUGGGGAGUUUUCUGGAUUGAUGCUAGUAGCCAAAGUAAUAUUGACUCUGGCUUUGCCUCGAUCGGGGAACAAGCGGGACGCAGCCGUACCAAAUCCGCGGGGAUUCAUUGGUUAACGAAAUCUACCAAGCCAUGGCUACUUAUCCUUGACAAUGCAGACGACCCCGAACUUCAGAUUGAGGAACACUGUCCGUCUGGGGGAAGCGGCCACAUACUCGUCACGUCACGUAACCCAAGAGCAGCUGAACAAGCCAGAGUUGGCCAACUCCAGUUUCGUGGCAUGGAAGCUGAAGAAGCCGUGAAUUUUCUUCUCAAGGUAGCUUUUUCUGACGAACAAAAAGACGCCGUGCCGCCGACACCUAAGCGCCGGAAGCUUGCGGAGGGUAUAGCUAUUGAACUGGGGUUUCUCCCUCUCGCACUGGCUCAAGCUGGAGCCACAAUCCGACGCAAUAUAUACACGCUCGAAAGAUAUUUGCAUUAUUAUCUCGGACGACGCAAGAUUACAAUGAGCUAUCCGCGUGUUGAUACGGCGGAUGACGUUAACAUCAUCACAACUUGGGAGAUACCGUUUCAAAGGAUAGUCGGGAGAACAUCUUCUGAUCACCGAGAUGCUGUUGACCUGAUGCAUGUAUUAGCGUUCAUGCAUUUCGAUGCAGUUCCUGACGGUAUCUUCCAGAGCCCUCGAAUGGCUUUGCAGACCACAUCAAGCAGUGAAAAAGAAUCUCCAAUUUUCUUUCAGUCCGUAUGGAACUCGGAUACCGAAUUUCGACAUCGAAAGGCGAUAGGCGUUCUUUGCGACCACUCUAUAAUUGAGUAUGAGCCAUCAAAAUUCAUAUGCUCAAUGCAUCCCGUGAUUCACAAUUGGGCGAAAGAAAGGUUACAAUACUCACAGCAAAAGCAAUGGCUUCAGUCCGCCAUGAGAAUCCUCGCUCAAUGCAUUUCACCGUACCUGGAGCCAUCAGGACGCACAUUUCGAGCUCUACUGAUACCUCACAUCAACGCUUGCCUCCAAUUACACAGUGCAGGGGGAAGAAGUUUACCCGAAACACUCGAGCUUGCAGAAGAAUACGAAAGAUUCUCCUAUGUCUUCAUGGAGCAGUCUGAUUGGGCAAGUGCUCGCAGAUGGCAACAGAAAGUCAUCGCAAUCAGAAGAAAAUUACUUGGUAAACAAAAUCACGAAACACUCCAUGCGCAGCGCAAUCUGAGCCAAACACUGUGGAAUAUGUUCGAAAUUCGAGAGGUGCUGGACACACAAGUGCAUAUCUGGAAAACUUUGAUGUGGCAUAGAGGGUCGGUGAAAGAAUGGGCGACGUGGCCACUGUGGAGCCCAAAUCACUUGCCAUAUCUCGUGGCUCUUGAUGAUCUCACACGUACGUUGUGGCUUGCUGGCCAGAGAGAGAAGUCCUUGAAGGCCGGCGAGCGGGCGGUAGCGGGGUUGACAUCAAGAUUGGGACCACAAGACCCCAAAACAUUGACCGCUAUGUUCAAUCUAGCGCGUACGUAUUUACAUCUGGGGGGUAAACAAGUUGAAUGUCAUCAGCUUCUUGUUCAAGUGCUGAAACUUCAAAAACACUAUUUUGGGUUACAUCACCCAGAUACCAUGAUGACAAGGAAUGAAGUAGGUGUUUCAUUGUGCGCAAGCAAGCGACACCUGUUCGCAGCCCAACGAAUCAUCGAAAACGUACUUCAGGAUCGGCGACGAAUUCUUGGGGCCGAGCAUGCAUACACCUUAUGGUCCGUCAAUGAUCUUUCCAAGAUAUACGUAGAACAGGGUCGACCAGCAGAAGCGGUGCAAGUGCUAGAAGACAUAUUGCCUAUCGUAAAGCGCACUCUGGGUGAAAUGCACGUUGGGAUGGCUUUGACUCGUUCUAACUUGAGCAAAGCAUACUUUGAAGCUGGACGCCCCAAAGACGCCGAAGAGACCGUUCUUCUGAUACUUAACACAACAAACGAAGAUCAUCCUGACCGUAUUCAUACUUUGUACGGUUACGCUCGACUCAAAGUGAAGAUGGGCAAAUUAGAUCAUGCUGAGAAGCUCUGCCUGCAGAUGAUGGAUCUGAUUUCGAGGAAAAAAUUGAUAGCACUCGAUAAUCCUCGGACAAUUGAGAUCGGCGAUCUUCUGAUCGGCAUAUAUCGUUCGCAAGGGCGUGAGAAAGACGUGAACGCUUUGAAGAGCCAAAUACCCGGAACAGAUAUUUCCAAGAAUGUGGAUCAUGUCGAUCCCUAUGCUAUCAGAAAAGGGUCCGGUACGCUCUCAAAUUCCGCUGCAAUGAAAAGUUUCAAUCCACAAAAUCGUCGGAGUAACGUAAAAGUGCAACACGCCGGGAGCUAA